AUGACGACUGCGAUUCCACUCGCCAUUUCCAAACCCAGAGCCGGCUCUUACCCAUGGCAACAUGGGCAUUUGCCAUGGGUCUAUGGUAAAUUAAAUCCUAACCUUCUAUUUGCGCAACCUUCUUCUUUUCUUCAUUCACACAUACCAAAGCAAGAAAAUGGACCGUCACACGAAGUUGUUUUGCUUCUCCCCUUGGUCUCAACCUUCUCCAUAUUCCAAAUUUUAUUUGCUCAAGGCGCUCCAACGACUCUUAUUCCUGCAAUCAUAACCUUCGGUAAUUCUGUGGUUAAUGUCGGAAAAAACAACUAUCUUUCGGCACUUUUGAGAGCGGAAUACCCUACUUAUGGCCGUGAAUUUGCUAACCUCAAAUCCACCGCUCGUUUCUGCAAAGGCAAAUUAGUCACUGACAUUACCACUGAAACACUGGGCUUCAGUAAAUACUCACCAGCUAAAUUAUCCAAGUCCCGAAGCUUCAGGAAUGAAUCACAAGUGUACGCAAUUGGAGCAAGGAAGAUAGGUGUGACUCCUCUGCCUCAAACGGGAUGUCUUCCAGCUGCAAGAAACCUUUUCGGUUUCCAUGAAAAAGGUUGUGUUUCAAGACUCCACGCAGAUGCUCAGCAAUUCAACAAGAAGCUUUACGCAGACGUUUCAAAACUUCAGAAGCAAUACUCUGAUCUUAAGAUUGUUGUCUACGACAUCUUCAGCCCACUCUAUGAUCUUGUUCAGUCUCCUGCCAAAUCCGGAUUCUCGGAAGCAACAAAAGGAUGUUGUGGAACAAGAACAGUCAGAGACAAGUUCGAUUUUGUGCAGUCCAAAAUCUUACGGGACAUGCUACAAUGCUACUCAGUAACUCAGUGUGUGUUCUGGGACAAUGUUCAUCCCUUUGAAGCUGCCAAUGAGAUUCUUGCACCUGCUUUAAUUGGACAGGGCUUCUCUCUCCUCGGUUGAUCUCUUACGUAUUUGUCUUAAGUCUUACGUAUUUACUUCAAAAAAAUUGAUGAUU
Molecule: messenger RNA, 1003 nt
Organism: Brassica oleracea var. oleracea
Lineage: Eukaryota; Viridiplantae; Streptophyta; Magnoliopsida; Brassicales; Brassicaceae
Product: GDSL esterase/lipase APG-like
Exons: 5
Coding region: 1-948 (315 amino acids)
Cellular component (GO): apoplast
Molecular function (GO): hydrolase activity, acting on ester bonds
Source: RefSeq, a predicted model, not a curated record